This is a messenger RNA of Erigeron canadensis, 1168 nucleotides long. RefSeq names its product adenylyl-sulfate kinase 3. Gene Ontology annotation, biological process: sulfate assimilation. Gene Ontology annotation, molecular function: ATP binding; adenylylsulfate kinase activity. Lineage: Eukaryota; Viridiplantae; Streptophyta; Magnoliopsida; Asterales; Asteraceae. The record is from RefSeq and is a predicted model, not a curated record. Bases 280 to 912 code for a protein of 210 amino acids. The transcript is spliced from 8 exons.
UUAAAAAAGAUCCGAAGUUUCCUAAAAAUAACUAAUUUUGGGAUUCCAAUCAAUACCGCAUUCAGAACUAAUUCAUAAUAAUACCUAUAAUAACGUCCAUAUUCAUCCACCCAAUAGUAAUAAUGAUAAUAAUCACAUAAUAAUACCUAUAAUAACGCCUACAUAGCAAAUUAAUUCCACCACCAUUUCGCAUUCAAAGUCUUUGAUAUUGAAUCCGCAGGCCGGGUACCGGAAGACUUUUAGGUAUAGUAACUAGAAGUGAAAAUAAAAGGUAGUGUGAUGUCUGCUUUGGGCAAUCCAACAAAUGUUUUCUGGCACGAUUGCGCAGUUGGGAAGGCGGAAAGGCAAAAACUGAUUAACCAACAGGGAUGUGUUGUUUGGAUCACGGGUCUUAGUGGGUCAGGCAAAAGUACACUUGCAUGUUCAUUGAAUAGAGAACUGUACUCAAGGGGGAAGCUCUCAUAUGUUCUUGACGGUGACAAUGUUAGACACGGGCUAAAUAAAAAUCUUGGGUUCUCACCUGAAGAUAGAACUGAAAAUAUUCGUCGUGUUGGAGAGGUAGCAAAGUUGUUUGCAGAUACAGGCUUAAUCUGUAUAGCCAGCCUGAUAUCUCCUUAUAGAAAGGAUCGUGAUGCAUGCCGUGCAAUGUUGGCAGAUGCAAAUUUUAUAGAGGUUUUCAUGAACAUGCCUCUUGAAUUGUGUGAAGGAAGAGACCCUAAAGGCCUUUACAAGCUCGCACGGGCUGGAAAGAUUAGAGGCACUGCAGGCUUUACUGGAAUCAAUGAUCCUUAUGAACCACCUCUGAACUGUGAGAUCAUGAUCGAACAGAAGGAUGGAAUUUGUCCCACACCAUGUGAUAUGACCUGGCAAGUAGUUUCUUACUUGGAUGAACACGGCUUUCUUCAUGCGUAAAAGCGAUGUUAACUCUGAACUUGUGAUUACUUGUUUACCUGUUGCUUAAUGGUAUGAACCCAGGCCCUUGGAAGUUCAUUCACUGAACUUGAAUUAGAAACAAAAUUUUAGGAUUAGUAAAAAGCGGUUCUAUUGCACCUUUUUGUCUUUACAAAUACAUUGUGGACUGGUUAGGUAACUUAUAACAUUGGACAAUAAUUCUAUGUUUUAUAUGUGGAAAAAUGCAUCUUUAUGUUGAUUUUAAAGGCCGGAUUAA